AUGGUGCCAGACAGAUCUGAUCUGACGGAUCGCAUCCGCGACACAGGCCGAUUUUGCCGCAGUGAUCGAGCCAUCGCGUCACCGACUUCCAUCGUCCCAGAUCUUCUGUUCACGGUCCAUUUUUACGGGACAACCACGUCCAACAGUGUGUCGCCAACGUUUGUACGCGGUCACAGAGACGACCUGGUACCCAUUCAAAUAACCAACGAGUACCGUGCAACGAUGGCGAAACUGCGUGUAUCCGUUUUUUUAAUAACACUCGGGAUUGUAAAUGUGAAUUUGGUGGAACCAAUGGUUCAACAGAGUCUAUCAAAGUUUCUAGAAUCUCUAGCAGGCGUUAAACACGUGAAGAUUCCUGAAUUGUUGAAUCAACUGUGCAACGAAUCACAAGGCUCUAACAUCGUUCUUCGAGACGCGUGCUACGGAUGCUUCUUCAGGGCUACAAGUCUACCCCUUGGAUAUCCCUUAUUGAUGGCUAUGUCCAAUUGUGCCGAUUUGUAUCUCAAUGGUACCGAUUACGGUCACUGUCAGCAAUAUUUAGCUAACGCAACUAGUACCGCAAAUUCUCGUGUCAAUCCAUCGAUGAUAUACUGCACGUUCCUCGAAUGUGUCCGCCAGGUGAACAAAGAUACUUUGCUCAGAGAAUGCGUUGGCGAGGCCAUAAGAAUGUUCCCGAAAUUCAACACAACGGACGUUCAACUAGCCCAAUUAUACGUGAAUACCACAGCGUGCGUACUGGCGAAGACACGUUGCUCUUACAUGAACCCAAUAACUGGGGAAUUUCAAGAAGACGACCUCGCUAAUAAGCUACACAUACCAACGAUCAAUGCAAUGCUGGUCAACACGGAUUACGACAUCAACAUCGUCCAACUACCGUUUCACUACAGUUCCAUCGACGUUUGCGCGAAACAGAGAAACUACGAGCAAGCCAGCUGGCCAGGCGUCAUGUGCUGA
Molecule: messenger RNA, 954 nt
Organism: Habropoda laboriosa
Lineage: Eukaryota; Metazoa; Arthropoda; Insecta; Hymenoptera; Apidae
Exons: 5
Coding region: 1-954 (317 amino acids)
Source: RefSeq, a predicted model, not a curated record